AUGCCCGUUCCCACCAAGCACUACACCCCUGAACACCGUCUUCCCCAGCCAGUCCCUUUGCCGUCUGCACAAUUUAUCCCUGAACCACCGCUUACACACUCUCUACCCUUCCCUCCUCCCUGCCCUCCUCUUCCCUUCUGCAGAGAUGCCCGCAAGGGCCCCGACAGCCAGAUCGGGGGUCGAGAUUCGAGCGCUCUACUGAACGAGUUCGACGCUGAACUGGAGCGCUGGGAGGUCGUGGAAGUGGUCGACAUGAGCAGUCCCAAUUCCACCGACCAGGGAGCCGUUGAGCCUUCUAGCCCACGUACCAGCGGGUUCCAAGAACAUCCAAUCCUUAUUGACUUGAAGAGCGGUGAAAAGGAUUCUCCGAACAGUAUCAAAUCCAAGAUUAUUGGUCCUGCUGUGCGCACCAGUGCCACAGACAGAGGGAUCGCGGAUAGCACAUCUUCCAGCACAGAUGCCGAAUCGGACCCUGGGACUCCCGGAAAUCCUGGAAAGUGCGAUGGGGGAGAGCACCGACCGAUGAGGCGGCGAGGCGUGCGGCACAUGGGUGUUCGAGUCGAGAUUCCUUCCAUACCAGACGCUCUCCAGGAGACAGAGAGGCGAGGCGAUAGGACCGAUCCCAGCGACGACAGUGACUACAAUAACUCCAGCGACUGCAGCGAAGACGACGAUGAUGAUGACCAUGUUGUCACUAGGCGGUCGCGGAAGCGGCGGAAACUCUCGGCGCGGUCCUCCGUGUCCACUGUCUCUUCCACAGCUUGCGCAGACGAUCCUUCCCUGACUGCUUUACCAAACGAUAAGAAGUCACGGAGUCCGGCGAAGAAGUACUAUAAAAAUCCGGCCAGUGAUUCUUCCCGUGUGCCCGGUGUCCCACAAGAUGAUACGGUGACGAAACACUCGGGCGAUGACAUACCAGUUUCCGGGUUUCUUUCGAGCCACCUGAGCGGGUCCAAAGUGUGCUAUACUAUAACAUUCUAUCACCAGGACGCUGGUCGGCCCUUAUCAGUGAAGGCAAACGGUCUGUCGCGUCCCAGUCGCAAAAAGCAGCAGCCCGUCGCAACCGGUGUGCGUGUGCCGUUUGCUUUAGAGGACGACGCGCUGCUGAAGGAACUCAAGGAGGAGGGCGAGCCAUGGGAUGAGAUCGCCAAGCGCUUCCCGGGCAGAUCUAAGGCGAUUCUGCAGAAAACAUGGAUGCCGUUGAGCAAGAAUACCAACAGCGUCUACAGAGACGGGUAUCAGCCGGAUGGCCCUGACAGGAGAUCUGGAUGUCCAGGGGCCACCACCGUAGGUGGUAGACUGCUACAACUAUGCACCUCCGACAAGCGUCUAAAGAUCGGCGGUGGAAGCUAA
Messenger RNA from Histoplasma mississippiense, 1353 nucleotides. RefSeq lists its product with no specific name. The transcript is spliced from 3 exons. The coding region runs from base 1 to 1353 and encodes 450 amino acids. The record is from RefSeq and is a predicted model, not a curated record. NCBI's taxonomy places the organism in Eukaryota, Fungi, Ascomycota, Eurotiomycetes, Onygenales, Ajellomycetaceae.